CACCCAUCAUCCGUCGUGUGCCUCUUUUCUCUGUGUCGUCUCCGAUACCUGUCUACCAUCGAUAUGUCUGCCUCCGCAGAUCAUUCAAAAGACGGCUUACUAUGCAAUCCGAACUCUCCGAAAACCUUCAUGCCUCACAGACCAAAAGUCGCCACGGACUCAGCGCCGCGCAGACAGCCUCGGCGUCUACACUCUAUUGCGCGAUUGCUUCUUUGGACCUCCCUGUAAGGGAUUCCGGCCGGCGGUAGAGAUAAAAAAGUGGUCAUGAGCGACUUGCGUUUCAUUG
Molecule: messenger RNA, 286 nt
Organism: Colletotrichum destructivum
Lineage: Eukaryota; Fungi; Ascomycota; Sordariomycetes; Glomerellales; Glomerellaceae
Exons: 1
Coding region: 64-228 (54 amino acids)
Source: RefSeq, a predicted model, not a curated record